AUGUCAACAUUGCCUCUCUGCUUUUAUAUUUCUUUUCCUUACUCACACACGCUAUAUUCGCCGCCCGGCUUGGUGCCUGCUAACUGUUGGCAGGGAGCUAAAACUGGAAUUUACCGGGAGGUUUGGCUGCUCAUGAACCACGAAGACAGAGACGAGAGUUUCCUGCCUGCUCCACAAAGCGGCAUCGACAUGAUCCUGAAGCGGGAGUACUACGUGUUCAUCAACGCUCAGCUGAACUCCGUCACAAAAGCCACACAGAGCGGCCAGAGACACAAAUUCCACAUUGGCCGGGAGACUUUCCUGCCUCAGAGUUACGGCAUCGCCUGCAGCACCGGCUCUCCCCUGAGGGACGCCUUCAGUGCCAUCUUGCGGCGGUUGUCAGAGGGCGGCCUGGUGUACAAGUGGGCAGGGGACGAGGUGGCUGGUGGAUCCUCUAGUAACCGUGCCGCUAAGACCACGGGGCCUCCUGCUAUCACCCUUCAGCACCUUCAGGCGGCGUUCUUCUUGCUAACCUUGGGUCUGGUGACGUCCACGGCGGUCCUGGGCGGAGAAAUGGUGCUCACCAAACGGUGCCAGCCACGAGAUGAACGAAGAAAAUUCUCCUUCACCAGAAAAUGAGGCAAGUUGUGCUUUGGGAGCUUCAUCUUUUAAAACUUGACCUUAAUCUGAGUGGCUCAUCCUACAUUUUUCUUGUAUAUGUGGAAAAGGACGAACGACAGA
This is a messenger RNA of Scylla paramamosain (green mud crab), 720 nucleotides long. Its product is annotated as glutamate receptor ionotropic, delta-2-like. Bases 1 to 618 code for a protein of 205 amino acids. Lineage: Eukaryota; Metazoa; Arthropoda; Malacostraca; Decapoda; Portunidae. The transcript has 4 exons. The record is from RefSeq and is a predicted model, not a curated record.